Molecule: messenger RNA, 965 nt
Organism: Notothenia coriiceps (black rockcod)
Lineage: Eukaryota; Metazoa; Chordata; Actinopteri; Perciformes; Nototheniidae
Product: leucine-rich repeat and coiled-coil domain-containing protein 1-like
Exons: 6
Coding region: 276-965 (229 amino acids)
Molecular function (GO): protein binding
Source: RefSeq, a predicted model, not a curated record
CAACAACACAUGUUUUAACGAGCUCACAAGUGCUUAUUUGAUACAAUAUAAUAAUUAUAGAUAUAGUUAAAAAGACAACACUUGCUGAUUGUCCCAGCUUGUACAACUGUGCUUUGUAAACAGGUUGUCUACUUAGCUCUAUCGCUGUAAACUUGUGCUAGGCUGCUAGGAAAACUUAGCUUUAGAUUUGAUAACAUGAUGAUAAUUGUUCUAGCUUCCAUACGUCACAUUUGACGGUUAUGCUAUCUUCAGUACAAACGGAAUAAUAACGGUUAAUGCUGCAUGUCGUCGUCAUGGGAGACAAGGAGCUGAGUCUUAUUGACAAAAAUAUAAUAAGCUUGCUGGAUGUCCCCCUGAGUCCCACUAUAACUUCGCUGAAUCUGCACUGUAAUCACAUCCCAGGGAUCGAGGGCCUGACCUCAGCAUGGCACCUGCGCCACUUAGACCUUUCCUCCAAUUGCAUUUCUAAAAUUGAGGGUCUAAGCUCCCUUACUUCCCUGAGGACUUUAAAUUUAUCCUGUAACUUAAUCACGAAGGUUGAAGGACUGAAUGGCCUCGUGAACCUAACAAGAUUAAACGUGUCCUACAAUCAGAUAAACAACCUCACUGGGUUACUCUAUCUUCAUGGAACGGGAUACAAGCUGAAACACCUCAGUCUCCAUAGCAACAACCUGGACAACAUCGAUCACGUCCUGCAGUGCCUGCUGGGAUCGCAAAGUUUAAGAGAGGUCACUUUGAGCCAGGAUGGCAGAGACAACGCUGUGUGUAGGUUGCCAGGUUACAGGGAGAUUGUUAUUCAGUCCUUGCCACAGAUCUCUUCUCUGGAUGGUCUGGACAGGUUUGGAAACGCAUCAGCUGGAGGUCUCGGAAGUCCCUUUGAUAUCCCCGGACUGGAAGACUAUGUGGACCUCUUAAUGUCCUCAGAUACCAGUCACAACGAAGCGGCCAACAUGGUAAUAUACUAG